Molecule: messenger RNA, 921 nt
Organism: Leptopilina heterotoma
Lineage: Eukaryota; Metazoa; Arthropoda; Insecta; Hymenoptera; Figitidae
Exons: 4
Coding region: 233-736 (167 amino acids)
Source: RefSeq, a predicted model, not a curated record
ACACUCGGUCACAAGUUGGGCAUUGUAUCGUCCUAUCGUCUGAAAACAUCAGUCCAACAAGUGCGCUUGUCAGUGAAAGGUGAUUGUAUUUUACGAGAAAGAGAAAUUGAAAAAUUAAGCGCGAAUAAAUUUAUUCGAAAUAGUAUAGGAAAAUUAUUAAAUUAAAAAGUAAAAAAUUAGUUAAUAAUUUAAAUUUACUGAAUUAAAAUUCGAGGAUUUUCAUUAUUUAAUCAUGUGGAUGCGACUGUUUUUUUUAUGUUCUGUUACAAUCAUUUUUGUAAUACACGAAACUUGGGCCUUAGAAACCAACAAUGAUCACAAUGAAACAAAUCUAUCUGGAUGUCGGUGUGCACAUUACGAUUGUGGAUGCUGCAGUCACAUUGAAGUGGAUUUUAUUAAACUGAAUGGAACACUUUGUUCCGACAUGAAAUACCUGACAGACGAUAUAGGAGUGUCUCUAACAGUUGUUUACAACAAUAUAACUUUUUACAAUGAAACCAUAUCAGUGAGAAAUCCGCCAAUGAUUUGUCCUAUCAUCGUGGAAGAAUUACAUGUCGAGGCUUGUAUUCGCUUUUACGAUAUGGAUUUUGAUAGACACCAUUUUAAUGGAUGUGCUGAAGUUGAUAUUUCAUUAUUCAGAGCAUUACCCUUAAUAAGAAGAGAUCUCGGAUGCUUUCACAUGGGUCAUCAAAAUUCAACAACAAAUUCCAUACCAUAUUCUGUGAUAAUGGUAUAAAAUAAUAUAAAAAAAGGUGAUAAAACCAUUUUAUUUUUUCAAGUAUUAAUAAAUUUUUAAUAUUUUCUGUUUUUUAUUUCCAUGACAUUUUAUACAAAGACAGAUAUGUUUAACACUAAAAAAAUGUACUUUAUUAAAAUUGUAAGUUUUUAUCUUAUUGUGAUAUAAACGAAUGAUUAAUUUAA